AGAGCUUCCUUGUUGUAAACUGCUUGAGAGCGCUGACAGCCAGUCAACUUCAAAAGCAGCCAGGAGAAACUUUCUCGCUGCAUUUGGGAAGGAAUUAAAAAAUGCUGCAAGGUGCAUAUGAUGUUGUUAUGGAGCAGGAGGACUCUGUGGCCCAGCAUGAAGAGAUGACAAGUUGGGAUAUCAACGACACCAGACUUCCCCAGGAUGUAAGACAGAUAGACUGGUUUCAAGAAUGGCCAGAUUCCUAUGUAAAACACGUCUACAGCUCAGAGGAUAAAAAUGCUCAGAGGCACCACAGCAGCUGGGCAAUGAGAAACACCAACAACCACAACUCUCGCAUCUUAAAGAAGUCCUGCCUUGGGGUGGUAGUCUGCGGCAAUGACUGCUCCACCUUGGAUGGGAGGAAGAUCUACCUAAGACCAGCCAUAUGCGAUAAAGCUAGGCAAAAACAACAGCGGAAAUGCUGUCCAAACUGCAAUGGACCUCUGCAGCUCCUUUCCUGCCGAGGCCAUGGUGGUUACCCAGUUACCAACUUCUGGAGGCAUGAAGGCCAGUUCAUAUUUUUUCAGUCCAAAGGAGCUCAUGACCAUCCACGUCCAGAAACAAAACUAGAAGCAGAAGCAAGAAGAUCAAUCCAAAAAGCACAGACAGCUUUUUCUCCAUCUUCUCCAAGGUUAAAAAGAAUCCGGGAGAUUGAGUCUCUACCAGGUGCGACGCAGACGCAGGAGGCUUUGCCUUUGCUCCUCUCCAAGACGGACGCUUGCCUUCAACCUGCUAAUGUUGGCGGACAUCAACCAUUUCUUCACGUCUUUGAAGAUGGGUAG
This is a messenger RNA of Opisthocomus hoazin, 824 nucleotides long. Lineage: Eukaryota; Metazoa; Chordata; Aves; Opisthocomiformes; Opisthocomidae. The record is from RefSeq and is a predicted model, not a curated record.